Charadrius vociferus (killdeer) is the source of this 1263-nucleotide messenger RNA. It is a transcript of the gene TGDS, whose product is annotated as TDP-glucose 4,6-dehydratase. Gene Ontology annotation, molecular function: dTDP-glucose 4,6-dehydratase activity. Bases 1 to 1014 code for a protein of 337 amino acids. The record is from RefSeq and is a predicted model, not a curated record. NCBI's taxonomy places the organism in Eukaryota, Metazoa, Chordata, Aves, Charadriiformes, Charadriidae. The transcript has 12 exons. Gene Ontology annotation, biological process: nucleotide-sugar metabolic process.
AUGCUGAGCCUGAAGCUUGCUUCACAUGUAGUCGUCUCUCUCGUGAAAAACUAUCCAAACUAUCUGAUUAUAAAUCUAGAUAAGCUCGACUACUGUGCAAGCUUGAAGAAUCUUGAAACUGUCUCUGAGAAGGAAAACUACAAGUUUAUCCAGGGAGAUAUUUGUGAACCUGAUUUUAUUAAACAGCUCUUUGAAACUGAGAAAAUAGAUAUAGUCCUUCAUUUUGCAGCCCAAACACAUGUAGAUCUUUCAUUUUGGCAUGCCCUGGAAUUCACCUAUGUGAAUGUUUAUGGCACUAAUGUGCUGGUUGCUGCUGCGCAUGAAGCCAAUGUGGAGAAGUUUGUCUAUGUUAGUACAGAUGAAGUAUAUGGAGGUAGCACUGAUGAGGAAUUUGAUGAAUCUUCACCAAAACGGCCAACAAAUCCCUAUGCUUCCUCCAAAGCAGCUGCAGAGUGUUUUGUUCAGUCUUACUGGGAGAGGUACCAAUUCCCAGUUGUUAUCACACGGAGCAGUAACGUGUAUGGACCACACCAGUACCCAGAAAAAGUUAUUCCAAAAUUUAUAUCCUUGUUGCAACAGAACAGAAAAUGCUGUAUUCAUGGUUCUGGACUUCAAAGAAGGAAUUUCCUUUAUGCAACUGAUGUGGUAGAAGCAUUCCUUACUGUCCUGAAGGAGGGGAAGCCAGGUGAAAUUUAUAACAUUGGAACUAACUUUGAGAUGUCCAUUGCCCAGCUUGCUAAGGAGUUAAUCCAUCUAAUAAAGAAGACCAGUUCGGAAUCUGAAAUGGAACACUGGAUGGAUUAUGUCAAGGACAGACCUACCAAUGACCUGAGAUACCCAAUGAAUUCACAAAAAAUGCACAACUUGGGAUGGAGACCUAAAGUGCCUUGGAAAGAAGGGAUAAAGAAAACAAUUGAAUGGUACAAAGAAAACUUUCACAACUGGAAAAACUCAGAGAAAGCUUUGGAGCCCUUUCCUGUGACAGAGCCAUUUGCACAGCUCAGUGGUCCAUAGGGUGGCAGAGAACCUGAAGGAAUUUAUUCUACCUCAUACCCUCUUUUCUUUGAAGCCUGCAAUCAAGUGGCCACACUGAACUCUUAAUGUAUUCAGGAUACAUGGACCAUGAUGAAUACAGAACUACAGUACGGCACAACUUUGGAAGGGUUUCAGCACUUUAUAGGUUGAACCUGUUAAUUUCAGCUUUUAGUGCAAUAAGAUGUCCUCGCUAGGUGUUGAUUUUAAAGAACUGCACAGGGUGAAGAA